Messenger RNA from Paramuricea clavata, 1182 nucleotides. NCBI's taxonomy places the organism in Eukaryota, Metazoa, Cnidaria, Anthozoa, Malacalcyonacea, Plexauridae. The record is from the annotation of a GenBank genome assembly.
AUGAAGCUAAGCCAAAUGUUGACUAAAAGCGAGGAGAAUUUUCUCUGGAGUGGAAGUAAUAUCCAACUUAAACGGUUUGUCGACGAAGCGUUGCUUCUCAGUGGUAAAUGGACAUCGCCGGUUGGAGAUACUAAGCAAUUUACCAACGAAAGUGUCAUCAUAAAGUGGCAUGGACCAAGCUCAAAAAAGCUAUCAGUUAUUAAAGAUGAUAAUUCCUCGGUCGUUGAUGCCUUAUCAGAUUUAAUAGUAAAGAAAUUGGCCGUAAAUUCUUCAAACACUGAUGACCACGUGGACACAACAACAACAACCUCGAAGCCAAAUGAAACAUGCAAUACGUGUGAUUCUAGAGAUGCGGAAAUUGCGAGUUUAAAAGAAAAAAUUAUCGAGAUGAACAAAGUUAUCGUUCGAUUGGCAAACAGGCAAAAUGAAAGCGAAUGUCAAACGGAGAAACACUUAAACGAAUCGAAAAAAGCCAUAACCGAGUUAUCUAGAACAAACAACAAAAUGGCGGACGAGAUCGACGAACUUAAAUGUGUCAUUGAGCAGAUUUCUGUUGACAAUGAUCGACUGCAAAAUGUCUUGGAUAUGAAGCAAAAUGAUUGGAUUGAAAUUGAAAAGCAAAAAAAAUCGAACGUCAUCAAACCAAUAUCUUCAGCAUCGAAACUAAACUAUGCAGCUGCUGUUUCAAAUAGCUUUGAAAUCCUUGAGGAUGAAACCUUAUCAAACGAAUCGUCAAAUGAUAUCUCAAUUCAAGACAGCGCAGAAUCUAUUAACAAUAUGACGAUAAACACUGGAACACAGCCAGAUACUCAUCCAAACCAGAACACUAGAACCAAGCAAGAUGAAGGCAAGAAAGAUCAAAACAUCAGCACAUCAGCACAGAGAAGUCAAGAUCAACAAGAUACCUUGUUAAUUGGAGACUCGAUGACCAAAAACAUAAACAAUGAUAAACUUUCAUAUGCUGCAAAAGCAAAAACUGUUUGCAAGACGUACCGAGGUGGCAAGAUAAAGGAUAUUCACACAAAUCUACGAAAGGACUGUGGUGAAAGAAGAUUACGCAGUAUCAUUCUUCAUGUGGGUACCAACAACCUGGUACCUGAUGAUGCAAAGGAGGCAGCUAAGCAGAUGGAGGAUCUUAUUGUUGAAGCUAAAUCUAAAGCUGAGAAUGUCGCAGUCUCAAGC